Messenger RNA from Scatophagus argus, 2384 nucleotides. RefSeq names its product Jun dimerization protein 2a (gene jdp2a). Bases 187 to 783 code for a protein of 198 amino acids. Gene Ontology annotation, cellular component: nucleus. Gene Ontology annotation, molecular function: DNA-binding transcription factor activity, RNA polymerase II-specific; RNA polymerase II cis-regulatory region sequence-specific DNA binding. NCBI's taxonomy places the organism in Eukaryota, Metazoa, Chordata, Actinopteri, Scatophagidae. The transcript is spliced from 4 exons. Gene Ontology annotation, biological process: regulation of transcription by RNA polymerase II. The record is from RefSeq and is a predicted model, not a curated record.
CUCCGAGCCACAUUCUGUCGUUGCAGUCUGCAGCCUCAGUGUUUCUUUAUGGGAGGAGCGGCGCGACUUCCCCACUUCUGCCCCCACUAUGUACUUUUUUACAUCCCUGCUUACGUUUGGCUGGCAUAGCCUAAGUUCCGCAUUCCCAAAUCCUCCCAGAUUGGGAUCACGUUUAAAAUCGGGCUGAUGCAACGAUUUCCACUUUUUAAAAUCUACUCUCGACCCUCGCCUGAACAGAAGAAAGGACAUUUGUUGCACCUGGGAUCAAAGUCAGCUGUGGUCACGACCGAGCCUGACGCGAUGCCAGGACAAAUCCCAGAGCCCUCUGUGACUGCAGGCUCCCUGCCCAGCCUGGGCCCACUGGCUGGGAUCUCAGCCACCACGCUGACUGACAAGCUCAAAUUUGGUGACUUCCAGGAGUUUGGUACAAUGCUGUCACCUCUGCACUUCCUGGACAGUCUGGGGAAGAGGCCCCUGGUGAUCAAAACAGAGAGGGAUGAAGAGGAAGAAAGGAGGAAACGAAGGCGAGAGAAAAACAAAGUGGCUGCAGCUCGAUGUCGAAACAAAAAGAAAGAGAGGACAGAUUAUCUACAAAAGGAAUCAGAGAGACUUGAGAUGUUAAACUCUGACCUCAAGGCCCAGAUUGAGGAGCUGAAACUCGAACGUCAACAGCUGAUCCUUAUGCUUAACCGCCAUCGCCCCACAUGUAUUGUCAGGACAGAUAGUGUGAAAACCCCGGAGAGCGAGGAGAACCCGCUGCUGCAGCAGCUGGACGCCAACUGAACGUGCGACGUCUUUCUAGAGUUUACAAGUUGACAGGAAGCAGCCAACUAGCAGCACUUAACUUUGGGCCUCGGUCAAGGAGGAGAAGUCCUCCAACCUUAAGUCACGGAGCAUUGCACCUCAAAAUGUGGAUCCAAUGAGAUUGGACUGUUUUGGCAGUAAAAUCAAAUGAUUCUUUGUUUCUCCCUCUUGUUUUGCCAUCAUCAGUAUGAAGUUAAACCAAGCUACUGGUGAAUUACCUUACAUUCCAUACUUUCAGCGUGUGUUUUUUAUGGUGGAUUUGUACCACAUGUGUUCUUCCCUUUAGCCAUUAGCCGACAUGGCAUCUUCACCAUGUUUCCCGUAGCUAAAAUAGAGUUUGUUUGGAGGGGAAAAAAUAAUCGAAAACAUCAGUGGUUAAUGUCAGCUCAGCAAUUGCAGCAGUUCACGUGGUCAUGUUCAAAUGAAUGGUUUUUAUUAUAAAAGUCUGAUCCACAUUUCAUUAGACAGCGGUCCAGAUGUCUGCGUGUCAUGAAGUUACCUGUAGUGGUCACAUUUCAGUAGCAUUUCAGUUACUUGUAUCAAUGUGAGACAGCGGUUGUAUGUGGCAAUGUGUAUGUAAUCAGGCUUCAAAUAGACAAAUAGACUUGUUUUAAUGAGGGGAUGCAAAGCUUCCUGGAUUAUAUGCCCAGAAUUGCUUGGAUUAUCUUGCCUUUGUUGCAAUACAUUGUGGGAAUCAUAGGAAUUUUAGGUGAGCUACAACCACAAGAGGGCAGUUGGAUCAGCUUCAUAGAUACAUUUUGUUAAAUAUGAAAAAAUAACUACUGGAAUGAAUUUAGGAGAGCUUAGACCCCAAGACAGUCAGAAGCCUUUGCACCACGUGCUAACCUUCAUGAUUUUUUGGUCAUUUUUGUUUUUCAGACAUUUGGUGGCAGAACUAUUGAUUUUUUUUCUUUUUUUUUUUUUUUUUUACAUUAUUCCUAUGUCUUGGCGCAGGCGUCAUAUAUGCACAUAUAUAUAUGGACUGUUUACAUUGUACUUUAUUUUCUGUUACUAUUGUUACUACCAGUUAUGUUUUUUAUACUUUUUUAUAUGAUGUUAUAUAAGCAUAUAAGCUAUCACAAAAUCCCAUUUUGUAUUUCCAUAAGAAAUAAAUUGAUUAGUUUUUUUUUCCUGGAAUCUUUUUGAGUCCCACAGGAUUGAAAAUAUGUCAGUGUUGUCUUGUGAUUGAUACAAUUUUCAUGAACCAGCAUUUCUGGUAAACGGCACCAUCUGGUGGUCAGUAGCAGCACAACCAGUACACCUGCACUUCUGGCAGGGGAAGAAACCGAUUCACUGGAUGAAUUUUAUGAAUUUCUUUUACUUUCAUUCCUAAAUUUAUUUUUUAACCAGUACAUUAGCUCCGAUCACCUACAGCAACCUCAAAGGGUAAAAAUCUCAAUUUUAGAAAUAUAGCUAACAUAGGUAGAGACACUGCGCGCCAGGAGAGGGCAGCACAUAUGCAGUGUAUAUCUUUGCAUUUUCUAUUUUCCUUAUGAAUCUGACAACACUAUAGCUUGAUGAACAGCUGAACAGCUAAACAACGAACACCUUAUUUACCACUUUUAUAUGCAGUCAAGUCC